GAGAUUUCCAUCUCCUCCUUUCUCUAAUAGCUCUGGCUUAGCUAGCUGACAAGUUUGAUAGCUAGCUAACUUUGUAAAGGAUUGGUUUCCAUUCCAUUUUAAGAAAACUAGCUAGUUAAUUCGAUACCGACAAAACAGGACUGGUUUAAGUUGGUUCGUUUGGGAAUAUGCCUAAGAAUAAAGGUAAGCACCAAAUACGUUGCCUUUGGUUGUUAAACCAUUUCAGGGUUGAAGUUUAUGCUAGCUAGCUAGCUUCCCGGCCCAUGCUUAGCAACGUAACCGGAGGAAGACACCGUAUGGCAUUGAACAAGUCCUGAAAGCGUGGAAACGUUACCCUUAGUUACAACCAUCGGCGUUGUUUAUUUAAUCGUAAUUUGACUAUAAAAAAUUAAGGAAUUCAAAUGGCGAUUAUCCAGGUAACUGAACUGCCUUGCUUGCUUUUGUCACAUUGUGGCGCCGCAGAAUGACGUUACCAUCAACUAGUGGUACUGGUAGGCCAACAAUAUCCCUGCCCAGCAGUUUCCAUCAUCUUGAGCCUCUGCCCUGAUCGCUGUCACAUUCACUAGCUGACUAGUUAGUUACCACAUAUAAAAGGGGUUAGUUAAAGAAUCUUUGUUGCUAGGUUACAGGCAUUUGGUUGGUUUAUUUAUCAGCGUUUAUUUGGCUUAUGAUGCUAAUGACAGGUGGAAUUGGAAUGACAGUUACCAGAAUUGGAAUGACACAUGUUCACUAUCUCUCAUCUUCUCAUUACAGGUAAGGGAGGAAAGAAUCGGCGACGUGGUAAGAACGAGAAUGAAUCAGAAAAGAGAGAGCUGGUAUUUAAAGAGGAUGGCCAAGGUGAGUUCAUCGUCCCCCUUCAACCUAAUUUAACCUGUACAUUUGGCAAACAGGUUUUGACUCACUGUCAAUCUGGCCGGCUCAGUUUUAGUUUAUGUCCCUAUAUAAAAAUAGCAAAGUUGAAAUUAUUGAGUGACAGGUUGGCACGAAAUCUUAUCUCCACUGCGCUGUAUCAGCACCAUGGACAUAACAUGCCGCGCAGUGUGUAGGGCGGCUAUGGAAAGUCACUGGGCGGUUAGGUAUGACUCCUUUUGGGUUUCCAUAAAAAGUGGGAAAAAAUGCUUCUCAUCUGUGGUAGGCUACGUGAAUAACGUGGUAGGCUAAGUGAAUAACAAGAUACAGUUGAAGCUGCUCCACUCAACUCUGCCUCACGCCCCACCACUACAGAGUUUAGUUAGCUCUAACUAGCUAAUCUGCCACUGCCGCAAUGGAUAUCAUAAAUGAAACCACAGAGGCAGUUGUCAAGCCCAGCAGAAAUUAUGCUGCCGAACUCCCGCUAGCUUGCCCCCCUCCCACAAUUGCCGCCAGGAUAAUGGCUCGAAUCAUACCCUAGCCGCAGGUUUUCUGUCCAAAAACGUUAAUUUAAUAGCAACUGGUUCAUAGGAAGAGAGUGGCUGGAAUACUCAGUCACUGCAGAUGUGGCAGUUUCGUUCCCAUGUCGAAAGUUCUGUAUUGGGUCCAAUGGUAACGCAGACAAACAAGGCCUUCACCCAAGGCGGGUAUUCUAACUGGGAGCAUGCUUUUAAUAGAACCAAAGGAGUUGCUAGGCACACAUCAAGCAAGGAGAAUUUGAAAUGCACUGCACUGUGGCAAGAAAAACAAUUUGUAUUUGGCUGCAUUCACAUAGGGUAAUUCACCUAUUACCAUCAAAACUCUUGUUUUCUCACACAAUUGCAUAGCAUAGCCUAUAGAAAGGUUGUUCAACAUGGGCUUAUUGUAAGAACCCUUAUUUAACUCCAUGCAUCAACCAGCUAUGAGGAGCUGGCUCUCGCUGCGCAACAGGUGAUCCUAUUCCGCUCAAACUCUGAAUGCCAGAGCUCUCAUGAAGUGAUUGAUUAGAUUUUUGAUUGCAUUUGCAUUGAUGUCGGAGUGAUUUGAGGGACAAUAGAGCGCUGAGUACCAGGCCACUAGCCGUUAGCAAGUUUGGUAGACUACUAAUGACCAUCAGCGGCAUCAGAGCACAGUUUUGAAGAAGCCUAGUUCCCGUGACUCAACGGUCAUGUGGAAUUUGACUUCCGGUCAUGACUGGCGGUAAUACGGUCACCGUAACAGCCCUACUCCCUGUUUAACAGUUCAGCACUUACAUUUGAGCCACCUCGUGACCCCCUCUAUGAAUUGACUAACUGGCUGAACUUCUGUUCUAAUCUAGAAUAUGCACAGGUGAUUAAGAUGUUGGGUAAUGGACGACUGGAAGCUAUGUGUUUUGAUGGAGUCAAGCGACUAUGCCACAUCCGAGGAAAGCUACGGAAAAAGGUAAUGGUGUACACAGUAGCCUAUAUAGUGUUAGUGCCAUUAGUCACAAUAUCCACCACGUGUUUUGGCAAAUACAGUGAGGGGAAAAAAGUAUUUGAUCCCCUGCUGAUUUUGUACGUUUGCCCACUGACAAAGAAAUGAUCAGUCUAUAAUUUUAAUGGUAGGUUUAUUUGAACAGUGAGAGACAGAAUAACAACAAAAAAAUCCAGAAAAACGCAUGUCAAAAAUGUUAUAAAUUGAUUUGCAUUUUAAUGAGGGAAAUAAGUAUUUGACCCCUCUGCAAAACAUGACUUAGUACUUGGUGGCAAAACCCUUGUUGGCAAUCACAGAGGUCAGAUGUUUCUUGUAGUUGGCCACCAGGUUUGCACACAUCUCAGGAGGGAUUUUGUCCCACUCCUCUUUGCAGAUCUUCUCCAAGUGAUUAAGGUUUCGAGGCUGACGUUUGGCAACUCGAACCUUCAGCUUUCUAUGGGAUUAAGGUCUGGAGACUGGCUAGGCCACUCCAGGACCUUAAUGUGCUUCUUCUUGAGCCACUCCUUUGUUGCCUUGGCCGUGUGUUUUUGGUCAUUGUCAUGCUGGAAUACCCAUCCACGACCCAUUUUCAAUGCCCUGGCUGAGGGAAGGAGGUUCUCACCCAAGAUUUGACGGUACAUGGCCCCGUCCAUCGUCCCUUUGAUGCGGUGAAGUUGUCCUGUCCCCUUAGCAGAAAAACACCCCCAAAGCAUAAUGUUUCCACCUCCAUGUUUGACGGUGGGGAUGGUGUUCUUGGGGUCAUAGGCAGCAUUCCUCCUCCUCCAAACACGGCGAGUUGAGUUGAUGCCAAAGAGCUCAAUUUUGGUCUCAUCUGACCACAACACUUUCACCCAGUUCUCCUCAGAAUCAUUCAGAUGUUCAUAGGCAAACUUCAGACGGGCAUGUAUAUGUGCUUUCUUGAGCAGGGGGACCUUGCGGGCGCUGCAGGAUUUCAGUCCUUCACGGCGUAGUGUGUUACCAAUUGUUUUCUUGGUGACUAUGGUACCAGCUGCCUUGAGAUCAUUGACAAGAUCCUCCCGUGUAGUUCUGGGCUGAUUCCUCACCAUUCUCAUGAUCAUUGCAACUCCACGAGGGAGAUUGACAGUUAUUUUGUGUUUCUUCCAUUUGCGAAUAAUCGCACCAACUGUUGUCACCUUCUCACCAAGCUGCUUGGCGAUGGUCUUAUAGCUCAUUCUAGCCUUGCGUAGGUCUACAGUCUUGUCCCUGACAUCCUUGGAGAGCUCUUUGGUCUUGGCCAUGGUGGAGGGUUUGGAAUCUGAUUGAUUGAUUGCUUCUGUGGACAGGUGUCUUUUAUACAGGUAACAAGAUGAGAUCAGGAGCACUCCCUUUAAGAGUGUGCUCCUAAUCUCAGCUUGUUACCUGUAUAAAAGACACCUGGGAGCCAGAAAUCUUUCUGAUUGAGAGGGGGUCAAAUACUUACUUCCCUCAUUAAAAUGCAAUUCAAUUUAUAACAUUUUUGACAUGUGUUUUUCUGGAUUUUGUUGUUGUUAUUCUGUCUCUCACUGUUCAAAUAAACCUACCAUUAAAAGUAUAGACUGAUAAUUUCUUUGUCAGUGGGCAAACGUACAAAAUCAGCAGGGGAUCAAAUACUUUUUUCCCUCACUGUAGCUGGAGGCUGAAGACCAUUGAGAUCUUAUGUGUACUGUAUAAAUGUAAUCCAAUGUCAUCAUCCUUUACACUCCACUUCCAUCAUGCUUUGGGUUUGACAUGACAUGAGGGUUGACAGACUUCUACCUGGGCAGUUUGUGUCUAUGCUGGAAGUAUUAUAGUUUUUAUACUCCAAGCUGUCCUUGCUGACAUCUUGUUCUUUGCUCCUGGGCAGGUUUGGAUCAAUACUUCAGACAUCAUCCUUGUGGGACUUCGAGAUUACCAGGUAAAAAAAUAUAAUAUUUUUUAAUGAUAAUACAACCCAAGGCACUAGGAGGCCCUAAGAUCGAAGAGUAUGUCCUAAUGGUUACAUUCUUCCCUGAAGGACCAAAAAGCCGAUGUUAUCCUUAAGUACAAUGCAGACGAGGCCAGGAGUUUGAAGGCCUAUGGGGAGCUUCCUGAACAUGGUAUGUAUCUUGGACCACUACAAUUGACUGAGAGGGAGUCAGGGAGGUUAAUAGCCUCUAACUUAACCUUCUUGAAAUGUCAUAUUAGUCUUAAGGUAAGGCAUCAUUCGCCAUGUGAUGCUGAAGCCACAAAGCCAGGAAUGGAGAAUUGUCUUGCUUCAAAUUAUAGGCACAUGUUCACUCUUUUUAAAGCAGGCUAGUUGAUUAAUUGUGGCCAUCUUCUAACACCCUAGCUAAAAUCAAUGAGACUGACACAUUUGGACCUGGCGAUGAUGAGGAUAUUCAGUUUGAUGACAUUGGAGACGACGACGAGGACAUUGAUGAUGUAAGUAGAGGAUUCCUCUUGCAAGUUACAAGGAAUGCCAUCCAUAGGUAAUAAUUGGUGUGAUGCAGUCAAUCAAUUGAAAUCACAUUCAAUUGAGUGAAAUGCUUUUUGCUCUGUCCAUUUUGCUUGAAUGCUUUGUCUUUGUGUCUGUCUGCUUUUGGGUCAGGUAAUACCACUUGGUAACAUAACUCUCUCCCCUUCCUCUCAGAUCUGAAUCAGAACUAUUGUGGGCCACAUCGUUUAUGCAGAGGAAAGUGGACAUUUCUAUACUGGCAGAGGCAGUGCAACCUUGCCAACAACUCACUGCUUCCUCAAGUCAGUUGAGGCAGCUUAUUUCCCUUCUCUUGAGACUGCUUAAAGCCUGGAUUCUGUCACUGAGAACAUCCGCACACCUACUUCAGUUCACACUGUAUUAUUUUAUUCCAUAAAGUGGAAUAUACUCUAAAAUUACAGAACACCAGAGUUUACAAUAAAAACUUCAAUCA
Molecule: messenger RNA, 5207 nt
Organism: Coregonus sp. 'balchen'
Lineage: Eukaryota; Metazoa; Chordata; Actinopteri; Salmoniformes; Salmonidae
Source: the annotation of a GenBank genome assembly